CAGCGAUUAGGGCUUGCCGCGGGGGCGGAAGGUCAAGGCAUCGGCAUGUGAGCAAGGAGGAACUGAUCUGGUGAUCAGCGGUGCCUCGGCUGUAGGUGGCCAUAAUCCUUCACGGCAGGGGGGUUAUGAACUAGAGGAAGGAACAGGCUGUUGCUUAUGUUUUUCUGAUUGAUGCAGGUCAUGUGGCUCUCCUUGCUGAAUACAUUGGCCUAGCCUUUCUUACGAUUCCUUUGGACCCCAGCUCAUUGAGAAAAAAGCCCACCAAUCAUCUGUGUUGUAUAAGGAGUCAAGAUGCAUGACAGUCUACAACACUGCAUUGAAGAUUGAACAAUGCGUGGAGGCCAAUGCCUUGUUUAGCCACUAUGAGUGCGAAGAUGAAACUUGGAUGGAGUAAUGCAAUGGCUGUUUGGAGAGGAUAUAUAUAUCUCGCUGGCUAUGUGCUCCAUUGGAAUGGUCGGUUGUGUUGAACGCAUUUUGAGAUGAAAUGGUUGAACAUUUCUUAAGACUGAGAUGAUUUAACCAAAAAUAGUUACAUGAAAGGAUUGAACAAGUUUGAGGUUUCUGGGAAAUUGCAACAUGCAAAAAAGGACAAAUGACCAGAUCUAGUUUUUCUAACUGAAUCAAAUGUUCAGAUGGAUCGGUUGCUUCGGCUAUAAGGAAUGGAUCCCCCUGCCAUCAAGAUGAUGAUUCUCACGAUAGCAAAAGAAUGAUAUAUUCAGGGCCAGAACUUCCAGAGGACAUCUGGUGUCACAUACAUUCCCUAAUGCUGCUGCGAGAUGCUGCUCGCGCUGCUUGCGUGUCUCGUGCCUUCUUUCGUUCCUGGAGAAGCCAUCCCCACCUCAUGUUUGAUAUUCUCAAUAUUGGCUGUCCUGGAAUCGGCAGGGGUUUUACCAGCAGAGUUGACCCCAUCCUGAAAAACCACUCAGGCAAUGGCUUGAAGACACUCAAGCUUGAUUUUACUGAUUCUUACGAUGCCAAGGCCAGUAGCUGUAUUGAUAGCUGGCUUCGAAUUGUUAUUACAGCAGGAAUCGAAGAACUCUCCCUUAAGAUGUUUUCAAGGAAGGGAGAGUACAACUUCCCAUGCUCACUUCUGUCUGACGAAAGUGAAAGCUCUAUUCGGUAUCUUCGCCUUGUGAAUUGCACCUUCCGUCCCACAGUCAGACUUGGUAGGCUGAGAAGCCUGACGACACUGCAUCUGUGUGAUGUGCGUAUUACCGGGGAUGAGUUAGGGUGCCUUCUUUCCAGCUGUAUUGCUUUGCAGCGUUUGGAGCUCAGGAAAUGUUCUGAGAUAACUUGCCUGAAGCUACCUUUCCUGCUUCAGCAGCUCAGCUGCUUGCAGGUAUCUGAAUGCCGCCACCUGCGAAUGAUAAAAAGCGAAGCUCCAUCUGUUUCCAGUUUUCAGUUUCGUGGUGGCAAACUAAAGCUCUUGCUUGGUGAGUCAUUGCAGUUGAAAAACCUAAACAUUGACUAUUCCCACAGUAUUAUCUAUUAUGCAUGUAAAGAGCUUCCAUCCAGUGCGCCGAAUCUUGAAAGUCUUACCAUAUAUUCUACAUAUGAGAAGCUCACCACAACAAUGGCGCCUAGCAAGUUCCUUCACCUAAAGUACUUGGGAAUUUCUCUUUGUUGCACCUAUGAUUAUUUAUCUUUGGUUUCUUUUCUUGAUGCUGCCCCAUCCUUGGAAACAUUCAUACUUAAGGUAUUAAUACCUCCAGAGCGUGUGGAAUGUCAAUCUAUUUUUGGAGACACCUCACCUUUUCGGCGAGUGCCAGGAUACCGCCAUGGCAAGCUCAAGAGAGUGAAUAUCGCUAGGUUCUAUUCAGCAAAGAGCUUGGUUGAGCUGGCAUGCCAUAUUCUCGAGAAUGCAACAUCACUCGAGUGCCUUACAUUGGAAUCCACUGCAGGCCAUUAUAGGUGUGGUCUCACUGGGUCAGCCAAAUGCUAUCCCAUGAGUAAUCACAAGGAAAUUCCGAAAGCAAUCUUGGCAAUAAGAACAUAUAUCGAGGGAAUAGCUCCACCUACAGUUGAUCUGAAUGUUGUGAAGCCCUGCGACCGGUGCUAUGUUAUUUAGUUCCAUAAAUAAGUUUAUUAGCACUGUAGUGUCGCCCUAAUCUGAACGGUCCAAUCUUUUUUUUUUCUAAACAGUGUAUGAUAGGUCGAGUCUUCAUUGCAGCGUUCUUUCGUUUCCAGAGUUAAACUUCAAGACUGGCCGGCCUUUAUUUGUUUGCAAUGUGUAUAGUUCAUUAAUUGUAGCAAGUGGUAUUUUUCUGUUCCUCGCA
Molecule: messenger RNA, 2276 nt
Organism: Lolium rigidum
Lineage: Eukaryota; Viridiplantae; Streptophyta; Magnoliopsida; Poales; Poaceae
Product: putative F-box/LRR-repeat protein At3g49150
Exons: 5
Coding region: 707-2068 (453 amino acids)
Molecular function (GO): protein binding
Source: RefSeq, a predicted model, not a curated record